GUCGUACUGCUGCCAUCACUAUAGAAGCCUACGAGAUGUUUUCCAUGUUUCACAGAGCCCUGCGACCUGCGGCAUCUGGCGAAGCUCGCGCAGAUGCAAGGGUUUGUGCAAGAAGACGACCGGAAUCCGUCUCUUAUUGGCCUUUCCGAAAGUCGUUAUGCAGGAUGAACACCAAUGACAAGUGCCGCAUUUGGCCGCCUGUUCAUGCAUCACUGCCCAAUGAGCAUACUGCAGGGCGACACCAGACUUAACAACUUUUGAUUCAGCGUUGGAGUUCCGACCAUUAUAUGAACGUUGAACGGUCCAUGUUCAUUUGCUUCCUUCAGCUUCCGGACCCGAGUUUACUGUGGUAGCAUUCCUCAAACUUCCUUGCCAGUUCUGAAGAUUCAGUCUUUCGGCCACUUUCCGAGAGUCAGACAUCAGGCUGAGCUCUCUCAGGACAGAUCUCGAGCACAUCGCAUAUCCACUCCCUAAAGACAAGCCUUGCCAGCGGCAUGGAGAAGAUGAAGCGUACUCGAAAGCGUGCACCGUGCAAGGAGGAAUGGGGACGAAUCAGACCGUUCCUAGAGCGGCAUUACAUCGAAGAACGCCUACCAUUGGAAAAGGUCGCUACAAUAAUGGAGAGGCAGCACAACUUCUACGCUACGAUACCGAUGUAUAAGCUCCGCUUGAAUAAAUGGGGUUUCAAAAAGAACUUCAAACUACCAGAACUCGCAGCGGCAGCAGAUGCUAUAAGGCCAUUCUACAGGGCAGGACUGAAUCCUCCAAAGAUGCGUGUUGACAAUCGCGAGCUCCCAGCGAAGCGAGUUAGACGUCAUUUGGCAGAAGUUAUUCAGAGAUCCGGCCCUCUGCUCGAAUCGUCGCGGAAACACCGCCAUAUACAAAAAGGUCACAAUCUUCGAACAGGUCCCAGCAAAAUGCACGUUCAGAAAAUCGUCCCAGAAGUUCCGAAAGUCACUCUCAAACUUUCUCUUGGAAUGGGUCUCUUUGAAAAGACGUUAAUCCAAGUCAACCACUACUUUACUUGGCGCUCGAGCAAGGAGGACAACUAUUUUCUGAUGCGGAAUCAACAGACUACCCGGUCUUUUGCGAUAACGGACCCUUGUGAGCUACGCUUCCUGAUCGGGGAGUUGACUGAUGCAAUGACUAGUCGGGCCUAUCACUUGAUAACAGACUUGUUGCGAGCAGCCCUAAAUCUAGCUCCGAAAGUGAUAUCCGAACAGCACCCAGACCUUCUGUCAAAACUCAUAACUAUAUGCUCCCGGCGAAGUAGUGACCCAAUUGUGGAACGGAUGAUGAGCGCCAUUCUCUCGUACCUCACCAGCAUGGCCAGGAAACUACUGUCGGAAAGCCACCCUGUAUCAAUGUUACUUCAGCUACGCCUGCAAAGAUUCAAAAUGGAGAUUUCUUUCCAACCCAUAAUGAGGCUGAUAUAUGACAUCGACCUCCGCCAGUAUGGCCAUUGUUGGAAGCCGUGUCUUAGUAGUGAAGUGGAUAUGAUUUCUGUGGUUUGGGACUACGAAGGGCCCUUUGCCGCGUCUAGAUUUGGUCACGAUUCGUUGCUACAUUAUCAAGAGAUCCUGGGACCGGAACACUGGUGUUGCAGCUGGCUGACGGCGGCGUUAGCGAAGAUCCUUUAUCAUAACGGCCUGAACACUGCUGCGGAGAAGACGUGCCGAGAGCUUCUAGACGCCCAAUCUUCACCCAACUCUCUUGAUUUCCAGAGUCAAGAAUUGACUAGGCUGUUAGUGAUGGAUCUCCUUGGGGAUAUCACUGCAGAGCGGGACAACUAUGCAGAGGCAGCUUCUUGCUAUCGUCAGGCGUACGAUGUCUACAAGGAGUGCUGGGGCACAGAGGAUACGAAUACGCUGUCAGUCUUGCAUAAGGCACAGCAAAUGGUCAACCAAAGUGCUGGAGAUGGGUCCGAGGCGGAUACGGAAGAGCCCGAAACCAGCGAAGAACAUUUGGUGGAACAGCUCAUCAUGGAGCUCGGAGAAGACAUAACACGACUCGAUCUGGUUGAUGCCGGAAAUGCGAGUGCUCCAGCCAAGCAGCCGUGGGAACCGAAUAGUCUCGCAUUUGAAGAUCCCCAGGCCAGCCGCCGUGCUGGCGAAGCCGAUUCCAUCUCCCUGUUGGACAUUCCCAGAACCAACGGCGAGGUCGAAUUUGAUGAGCAGGGAGUUGUGCGAAACGACCUGACAGGAUUCGAGGCAUCUCCAUGGCCUUCUUCGAGCCACAAUGUUGGUGAAACACAAGAUGCGGACCUACAGACCAUGAAUCGCAACGACAUGAGCGCAAAUUAUGCCGAGGGAACAAGCUAUUUACCACUCUUUUUUGAUCGAUGCGCUUCAGAAAUGCAGGCGUCUACCUUAUGCGACAUUCAGACAAACACUACGUUCGCGACUGAAGUCAAUCUAUCAAGUUUCUCGGAACAAUCUAUGCCGAUCACGCCGACGACUGCCAUGGCAGACUAUGCUCAGAAGUCCCUCAACAACAACAUCAACGCAUUACCACAGCUUAAUACCGAGGUCGAUCUCGGUAUGCUGGAUUACGCUCCUUUGACGAACGCGCAAUCGGACUUCAAUCCAAGAAUUCACGAGGUUGAUAUGGACUUCAACGUGGAUGACCUCAUCAAUUGGGACGACGAUAUGGAUUUUCAAGAUCAGCUACAAUGACAAAACAGAAACAUUGAUACAUUUGAUGGCUGAUGAGGUUGAGUCGGCACAUGAUAUUGCCCGGUAACAAUGGUACUUCGAGAUCGAGGAGGAGGCGCAGGAAGGAGCUUAUUGUGAUGUGGAUGGGACAAUAUUGAUGGUAUAAUCGUGCUUGAAUUUGGGCGUGCUGGAGUACCUCCCUGUUAUUCUCAAAAUAUAUACCCAUCAGUCGUGU
Molecule: messenger RNA, 2889 nt
Organism: Exophiala xenobiotica
Lineage: Eukaryota; Fungi; Ascomycota; Eurotiomycetes; Chaetothyriales; Herpotrichiellaceae
Exons: 2
Coding region: 495-2675 (726 amino acids)
Molecular function (GO): protein binding
Source: RefSeq, a predicted model, not a curated record